UGUGGCCGGUGGCGGGGCGGACGAGGGCGCCGAGCCGCGGGGAGCGGCAGGGCGCGGAGGGGAGCGCACACCCCACUCGGACAGACUUCGCGGCGCGGCCGCUACGAGCGCCGCUGAGCGCACUCCACUGGGAUCGCACAACUUCGGAGCAGGGCGCGGACGACGCUCGCAGCGGGAGAGCGCGGAAAGGGCGCACCAGAGCCGGGAGCCCCGGCGGCAUCCGACUCCGGGAGCGCUCCGAGCCGCCGGGCGGCCUCCCGGCGCUGCGUGGUUGCCGCUGCGUCCACGGAGGGCACGGGCUGGCGCUGCCGGGCACCGGCGAGGACGGCGAGGCGGCGGCGAAGGCGAAGGCGGCGAGGCUGGGGACCGGGAAAGAACCCCGAGGGAGAGGCGCCCGGGCCGGGCGACAGGAGCAUGAGGGCCCGGAGCGGGGCGCGGAGCGCGCUGCUGCUGGCGCUGCUGCUCUGCUGGGAUCCGACACCAAGCCUAGCAGGCGUUGACUCUGCUGGCCAGGUGCUCCCGGAUUCCUACCCAUCAGCACCCGCGGAGCAGCUGCCUUACUUCCUGCUGGAGCCACAGGAUGCCUACAUUGUAAAGAACAAGCCAGUGGAACUACGCUGCCGAGCCUUCCCCGCCACGCAGAUCUACUUCAAGUGUAAUGGCGAGUGGGUCAGCCAGAACGACCACAUCACACAGGAGAGCCUGGAUGAGGCCACAGGCUUGCGGGUGCGAGAAGUGCAGAUCGAGGUGUCGCGGCAGCAAGUGGAGGAACUCUUCGGUCUGGAGGACUACUGGUGCCAGUGCGUGGCCUGGAGCUCUUCGGGAACCACCAAGAGUCGCCGAGCUUACAUCCGCAUUGCCUAUUUGCGCAAGAACUUUGACCAGGAGCCUCUGGCCAAGGAAGUACCUUUGGAUCAUGAGGUCCUUCUGCAGUGCCGCCCACCGGAGGGAGUGCCUAUGGCUGAGGUGGAAUGGCUCAAAAAUGAAGAUGUUAUCGACCCCGCCCAGGACACUAACUUCCUGCUCACCAUUGACCACAACCUCAUCAUCCGCCAGGCUCGACUCUCAGACACAGCCAACUACACCUGUGUGGCCAAGAAUAUUGUGGCCAAGCGCCGGAGCACCACGGCCACUGUCAUCGUCUAUGUGAAUGGAGGCUGGUCCAGCUGGGCAGAGUGGUCACCCUGCUCUAAUCGCUGCGGCCGAGGCUGGCAGAAGCGUACUCGGACCUGUACCAACCCAGCCCCACUCAAUGGAGGUGCCUUCUGUGAGGGGCAGGCCUUCCAGAAGACAGCUUGCACCACCGUGUGCCCAGUGGAUGGAGCGUGGACCGAGUGGAGCAAGUGGUCAGCCUGCAGCACAGAGUGUGCGCACUGGCGUAGCCGUGAGUGCAUGGCACCGCCACCCCAGAACGGAGGCCGCGACUGCAGUGGGACGCUACUUGACUCCAAGAACUGCACUGAUGGGCUGUGCGUGCUGAAUCAGAGAACUCUAAACGACCCUAAAAGCCACCCCCUGGAACCCUCAGGAGACGUGGCACUGUAUGCAGGCCUCGUGGUGGCCAUCUUUGUGGUGGUAGCGGUUCUCAUGGCCGUGGGAGUGAUCGUGUACCGGAGAAACUGCCGGGACUUCGACACAGACAUCACUGACUCCUCGGCGGCCCUCACUGGUGGUUUCCACCCGGUCAACUUCAAGACUGCAAGGCCCAGCAACCCGCAGCUCCUGCACCCGACUGCCCCUCCAGACCUGACGGCCAGUGCUGGCAUCUACCGCGGGCCUGUGUAUGCCCUGCAGGACUCUGCCGACAAGAUCCCCAUGACUAAUUCGCCCCUGCUGGAUCCCCUGCCCAGCCUCAAGAUCAAGGUCUAUAACUCCAGCACCCUCGGCUCUGGGUCUGGCCUCGCUGAUGGAGCCGACCUGCUGGGUGUCUUACCUCCCGGCACAUACCCUGGCGAUUUCUCCCGGGACACCCACUUCCUGCACCUGCGCAGUGCCAGCCUUGGUUCCCAGCACCUCCCGGGCCUACCUCGAGACCCCAGCAGCAGCGUCAGCGGCACCUUUGGUUGCCUGGGAGGGAGGCUGAGCAUUCCCGGCACAGGGGUCAGCCUGUUGGUACCAAAUGGAGCCAUUCCCCAGGGCAAGUUCUAUGACUUGUAUCUACAUAUCAACAAGGCCGACAGCACCCUCCCACUUUCGGAAGGUUCCCAGACAGUAUUGAGCCCCUCGGUGACCUGCGGGCCUACAGGCCUCCUCCUGUGCCGCCCUGUCGUCCUCACCGUGCCCCACUGUGCUGAAGUCAUCGCGGGAGACUGGAUCUUCCAGCUCAAGACCCAGGCCCAUCAGGGCCACUGGGAGGAGGUGGUGACCCUGGAUGAGGAGACCCUGAACACCCCCUGCUACUGCCAGCUGGAGGCUAAGUCCUGCCACAUCCUGCUGGACCAGCUGGGUACCUACGUGUUCACGGGCGAGUCCUACUCCCGCUCUGCCAUCAAGCGGCUCCAGCUGGCCAUCUUUGCUCCAGCCCUCUGCACCUCCCUGGAGUAUAGCCUCAGGGUCUACUGUCUGGAGGACACACCUGUAGCACUGAAGGAGGUCCUGGAGCUGGAAAGGACUCUAGGCGGCUACCUGGUGGAGGAGCCCAAGCCUUUGCUCUUUAAGGACAGUUACCACAACCUACGCCUCUCCCUCCAUGAUAUCCCCCAUGCCCACUGGAGGAGCAAACUACUGGCCAAGUACCAGGAGAUUCCCUUCUACCAUGUCUGGAAUGGCAGCCAGAAAGCCCUGCACUGCACUUUCACCCUGGAGAGGCAUAGCCUGGCCUCUACUGAGUUCACCUGUAAGGUCUGCGUGCGGCAGGUGGAAGGCGAAGGCCAGAUUUUCCAGCUGCACACAACUCUGGCUGAGACGCCUGCUGGCUCCCUGGAUGCUCUCUGCUCCGCCCCUGGCAGUGCCGUCACCACCCAGUUGGGACCCUAUGCCUUCAAGAUACCACUGUCCAUCCGCCAGAAGAUCUGCAACAGCCUCGACGCCCCCAACUCACGGGGCAACGACUGGCGGCUAUUGGCACAGAAGCUCUCCAUGGACCGGUACCUGAACUACUUCGCCACCAAAGCUAGUCCCACGGGCGUAAUCUUAGACCUCUGGGAAGCUCGGCAGCAGGAUGACGGGGACCUCAACAGCCUGGCCAGUGCCUUGGAGGAGAUGGGCAAGAGUGAGAUGCUGGUAGCCAUGGCCACUGAUGGUGAUUGCUGAGUGCCUGUGACCACAGGCCUGUGGGGACCAGUAGGAAACGGUGCAAGGAGCUCUGGCAGCCUCUCCACGGGGAUGUCCAGCCUCCACCAUCCCUGGCUCACAGCUGGAAUGGUCCCUCACCCCCCUCCCCGCUACAACCCUCAGACCACCACCAGCCUUAGAAAGUCUCUGUGCUCUACUGCUGGGAGGCCAGGACCCUCUGCCCCACCAUUUUCCCAGCUUGCUCUGGGGUGGGCUGAGGUCUCUGGGGCAGCUGAAGCCCAGAGGUUUUCCCAACACACCACCCUCCACCACCCUCAGCCCUGUGACUUUGGGGGCCCACAGUUUUCAAUUCUGUGUUUAUAUGGUCCUCGGCUAGGAACUGCUCUCCUGUCCCUGGCACUCUUUGAAAGGUCGAGUUCAGUUCAGGCAAACUGCUUUCUCCUGUCCACAAGCAGAAUAGAGAGCAGAGAGGAGAGAGAGAGAGAGAGAGAGAGAGAGAGAGAGAGAGAGAGAGAGAGAGAGAGAGAGAGAGAGAGAGAGAGAGAGAGCACACGCCUCGGAGGUCAGUGAGACUCAGGCAGUGAGAGCACAAAAACAGUAAGGGCAAAGAAAGACCCAGUUUCUUAGGGAACGCAAAUGAUUUAUUAUCCAGAUACUUGGAUAGGUCCUUUUAAAGAAAAAACAAACAAACAAGCAAAAAAAAAAAGUAAGAAAAGAAAAAAAAAAAGAAAACUUUUAUCCUUGACUGUGGCUAAGAGUGGCUAUGCUUGUGAUUGGGGCUGUAGGCGAGUGCACUUGUGGCACAUGUGUGCAUGAGUGUGUGCGUACAUGGGUGUGGUCAGUAAGACACUGCAUGGGGGAAUGCUUUGCUAUGGCAAGGCCUCAGUUUCCCUAGCUGCGCAGGGAGCCAAGACAGGGUUUUCACUAUGGCACUGAGUUCUAAACUCACAAGCAGAAGCUGGGGCCUGGCGGUCCAACCACUCUCGAGCCCCCAGCAGAUGCCCUUCUGUGGCCUCCUCUGGUUUCUGAUGGAGGCCCAGGCCAGCUGUCAUCCAGGGAGGCUGUUCAGGUCUGUUUUACUCUGGUGGUUCCUGGUCUCAUGAUGGCCAAGGGUGAGGCUCUUACUGAGAGGGAGUGGCUACUCCAGGGACGGUUCUCUCCCGGGUUGGGUGGCUUUGGGUCUAGGCUAGCACUAGCCAGUCCGCGCACCCCUGUCCACUAGCCCUCAGUUUACCCACUGAUCUUCCUUCUGGAGUCAGGAGAUAUGAAGGUAACUUUUCUAAGUAGACAGUUGUACCCAUUCUUGGCCACCACCCAUUCUGGGAUGUUCUACAGGGCCACCAGGGGAAGGGAUGAAUGCUUGUCCCUUCAGCCCAUGGGCAGUGAGGGAGACCAGGACCUCACUGUAGACGUAGAGUUCCUAUUGAAGGGCACUCACGUCCCUGGACUGCCAUUGAGACCUGCAGGUCCUGAGCUUUGAAAGUUGGGGCAUCCAUGGGGAGGCAGGUUCAUGGCCUUAGACCCAGCAAGCGUGUAUGCCCUGGAUUUUCUGCAGUGGCUCCUGAAGUGGAACUCUGAGACUGAGACCAAGGUGCCCCUGGCAUCUAGGUGAUUAGUACCUCAUAGAGUAGUCCUCAGCUCCUCCUGCCAAAGAUGCCCGUCCCUGUGGGCAUACUCUUCUGGUCACUGUUAGCCCGUACAUAGAAGGUGGAAGCCCGGGAGCCAAGUUGCAGCUGUGCUGUGUGACUUCAGGCACAUAACUGCUUUCUCUGGGCUUAAGUGUCCUUUUAUCCCGGGAUGCUCCAUGAGGCCCCCCGGGUUCCCACACUUGUCUGGGAAUCGAGUAGAGACAAGUUGAUUGUGGCCUGCAUGCUCUCUCCUUUGCCCGUCCUCGGAAACCUGCCUGGCUGGGCCCUAAUGGGCUCACUUAGUGAGCGAGUCCCAGUUUACAGUCCAACUCUCAGAAGGUGCUCAGCAUCUGGGGCACGGAGGCUGGAGCUGGAGCCUGGGGUGAGGCUUGAACCGGACAGUUUGGUAACAACAGCCCAGCCAACUCUGGGCUGAGCCAGGCGGGGCUGUUGGGUUGGGUUUCCUGCCUCCAAUGAGAUAGACCUCCCCUUCCCAUUCCUGACCAGCUUGGUGUUGCCGGGUCCUGCAGGGUAUUUCUGUGUCAUCUUUGUGUGUGUGUGUGUGUGUGUGUGUGUGUGUGUGUGUGUGUGUGUGGCGCCUAUGUGCGUGCAUGCCUGUGCUUUUCAACUUCGGCACAUCAGGGCACCCCUCCCAGAAUGCACACACCUGUCCUCACAUGUGGACAUGACCUCUGUGCCCAGUGGAGGUGGACAUGCCUGUUUGCUGUCCCCGAGUCACAGUCAGCCGGUGUAUCUCCUAUGUGCCUCUCCUGCCCUUUCUCAAUGGGGCCCAGGCUUCUGAGCUCUGACCAGACACCUCCUGAGGGACAGGGACCCUCCUCGUCCCUGGAUCUUCCAGGGUUCUCUGGUCCCCAUCUUGAGGAUCCCAGGCAUCUGAGUCACCACCUUCCUCCCACCCUCAGAGGUCAGGUGGGCGGGAGCUUGGAUGCCGGGGAGUGAACCUGGCUGUGUGUCUGUGGGUUCUGAUAUGCUGGGGAUGGUCCCAGCCCCGCCCGCUCAUUCUGUAAACAACUUGUAAAUAACCUUUAGCAUUCCUCUUGUAACGAGAUUAAUUUUUAUGAAAUAAAUUAUAUUUCCU
This is a messenger RNA of Arvicanthis niloticus (Nile rat), 5961 nucleotides long. It is a transcript of the gene Unc5b, whose product is annotated as unc-5 netrin receptor B. Gene Ontology annotation, biological process: netrin-activated signaling pathway; anterior/posterior axon guidance. Gene Ontology annotation, cellular component: membrane. NCBI's taxonomy places the organism in Eukaryota, Metazoa, Chordata, Mammalia, Rodentia, Muridae. The record is from RefSeq and is a predicted model, not a curated record. Gene Ontology annotation, molecular function: netrin receptor activity; protein binding.